GUCAUCAUAUUGUUUCUAAUUUGUUAUCCUCAUUGUUGCUAAAUUCCUAUAUCGCAAUAUUCACUUAUAAAAAUUAUGGGCCAGAUAAUAUAGUGUCAUUUUACGUUUGAUAAAACAGUAUUACUUGUGUACAUCCUACCUAACUUUGUAUUCUAGUAUCAGUGGAGUGAAAUGAGUGUUUAUCAAGGUUAUUGGAUAUAUAAUUCAUUAUUAUGGUAUAGUUUCACUUGUUAAACUGAUAUACGUAAACAAUUCGUAGUAAUCUCAGGUAAUUCAUACAAAGGUUCCUUUAUAUUUUAGCUAAAGCUGAUGUCUGUUUCUAUAACUACAUUGCCAGUGCAACAAAAAAGUGAGGAAGCUGAGAAAUUACUAAAACAGCUCUUAGAAUGCGUGCAAGACUGCCAAAAAAGAUUCGGGGGCAAAACGGAGCUUGCUACAGAAUUUGAGUGUUGUGUAGCAGGUCUUUGUGUUACGUUAGAAGCUGUUUUAAAUUUUGGUUUAAAGCAUAAAAGUCCCAACAGUCAAAACUCCUCUACUAUCAAACAAGUCUCUGAAAUUGUUGCCAAUACUUUAAAUAUCGGGAAUGACACUCCUUCAUUUUGGCCUUUUAUUUACCGUCAUUUGACAAAGCAUGAACAGGAACGUUACAUUGUUUUAAGACACAUUUGGACAGAUCUUGGAAGAGGAAGAGCUUGGAUAAGGUCUACAUUAAAUGAAAGGUCAUUGGAAAGGUAUUUUCACACGCUCUUGAGCAACCCUCUCCUUUUAAGAGAAUUUUACGAACCUUGGUCUGUUCUUAGAGAUGAAGAAAAAAAUAGCAUGCUGCCUAAUAUGGCAGCAGGUUUGAAUUCUAUAUUAUUUGCUAUAAGUAUUGAUAAACCUGAGUUCAAUAGUGGCGUAACGUUAAGGAAAGAAGUUUAUCGGUGUAAAGCUGAGCCAAUCAUAGAAGCUCCCAUACCAGAUAACAGAGUAAAAGAAAAGCCGAAACGGAAGCGUAAAGUCGCUCGCCAGUUCAUUUCAUUCGAAGACGAUGAUAGUUAUCUAUCGACCAGCAUUCCUUCAAGUUCCAGCAGCACUACUUCAGACUCCACAUCUUUAGGGGAUAGUGGAUGUCUCAAAACUAAACCUAAACACUGCCUUAACCAAAUAGUAGAGGAAAAGUUCAAUAAGUCUCCGAAUAAAAUGGAAGGUACCAAAGAAGAGCAGAAACCGAAAAUGGUUAGGAAGUUGUCCAUUGAAAAUAGUGGUGCUAGAGAUAAAUAUUCGACAGCUGUACCUGGCAGUUUGACUCCAGUGACUCAGGAAGAAAUUGGUGAAUUGACGCCCGUUUCAGUUGAAGUUAAUAAAAAUUUCGAAUCUCCCGAUAACUCUGAUGAGAUAUUAGAGCUUCCUACUGAUAUUAGCGCAGUGUUGAGCGCCGUUGAAACUAAAAACAAGGAAGAGAUAGACAAGAGAGAGGAGAAGAUCGAGAUGUUGACGAAAGAGAAUGAUUCGUUAAAAGACCAAGUCAAGAAGUACCUAAGCGCUAUACAAAUGCUCAGAAAUGACGAUGAUGAGAUUAGUGAUAUUCUUCAAGAUCUGGAAAUAGAAGCGCAACCAAAUUAUAAGGUAGAGGCCAAAAUGUUUGAGAAGAAGUUAGUGCAGGUUGCAGAAAUGCACGCAGAAUUAAUGGAUUUCAACGUCAUGCUCCAACAGAAUAUAUGUCAAAAAGAAUCGUUAUUAGAAAGACUCAGGGGAGAACUGGAAGCCCUAAGAGGUCCCAUGCCCUCUGAUGAGAUGAAUAGUGAAGGCAACUUUGGUAGUGUCAAUAUUUGGAUACCGUCGGCGUUUUUGACAGGUACCGGGUCAAAUUCGCAUCACGUAUAUCAAAUAUUUUUGAGAGCCGGAAACGAUGAGUGGAACAUUUAUAGAAGAUACGCUCAAUUCCAUGCGUUACAUACGGAUCUCAAGAAACUAGAUCCUAUUGUAGGCACUUUUGAUUUUCCUCCAAAGAAAAGUCUUCGGAAAAAGGAUUCUACAUUGGUUGAAGAUAGAAGAAAACGGCUACAAAUAUAUCUAAGGCGAGUUAUUGCUCACUGGCCAGAACUAGCUCAAUGCAAUUGCAGGUUCCUCCUAGAACAGCAUUUAUCAUUUUUUAAGGACCAACGAGAAGACCUCCAUCACAAAAACGCAAAUCCUAUUCGAAGAAAUACAGCUCCUAAUACCAAUAAUCACUCAGGUCUUUAAUAAUAAUUCCAUUAACUAAGUUUAUAUUUAUUUGAGAUUAUUUGAGAUUAGUUUAAUUAGAGCGAUAAAGUAAUAUUUACUGAAAUAAUUCUAUCUCUCCGGGAAGUCCCGAACGAAAUCUUGUUUUAAUAUUUAUAUAUCAGGGACUUAAAAAUGAGGCUUAAAUCCUUAAACAACUUCGUAUUGUUUGUUAUAUAAAUAAAAAGAGUUAAUACCCAGGCAAUAUAUUUGGAAACAUGUUAUUGUUUGAGAACGUUUUUAAAUUAAAUGGAUUAAGUUAUUAUAAAUUAAAAAAUGUUGUAAUUAUAUUGUUUUAUAGUAUGUUUAAUCCUUCAAACAUUAUGUAAACAGGGCUUGCAUUAUCUUAGAGUAGCAAAAUACCUUAUAAAGUUUCGAGAGGUAGGGAAACUUAAUAAAACGAACUAAAACCAGAAGUAGAAUGUGUGAGAGUACUAAAGGCUUCCACGGUUGAAAAAAUAAAACUUAAAACUAAGAUUGAUAUUAUAAGAACUAAUACUAAACUUGCUCAGUCUCUGAGUUAAUCUGCGUCGAUUUUGUCUAUGUCGAGUUUUCCGCUGUUUUUGGACUAUUUGCAGGACUUGAUGUUCUUUAUCCUCUUACUGAUGAGACAGUUCACCAGCACAGUGAGAUCAUAUUUAUUAUAUAUUAUAGGAUGUCCCAAAAGUAGCAGAACGGUCGAAUAUUUCUCGAAUUGAACAUCCGAUCGAAAAACUGAAAAAUACGUGUUCAAUAAUUUUCAAAUCUCAUGGACGGGCUGAAAGAGCUUAAUAUUCAGACUCGACUUUCCUCUAUUUGCCUCUCCACCGUCUUAAAAUUUUUCGGCCAUAUUGCAAGAAGAAGUGAUGAUAAUCUUGAGAGACUUAUAAUUUCGGGAAACUUUGAAGGUCGCAGAAGUAGAGGUCGCUCACCUACUCGAUCAAGUACAGAAAGCCAGUGGAAAACAUUCUCUGAAUCCAUGAGAGAAGCUCAGGACAGAAGCCGAUGGAAAGAGAUAGUUGCUCGUAUUAUAGGGAAUCACGACACUCAGCAAUGGGGAAACGACUGAGGAGGAGGAGGAUCUUAAUUUUCAGGUAUCCCUAUCCCUAUUAAAAAAGUCCAGAGAACUGAGAUCAGGAUACUUGAAAGGCCAGUUAAUGGUGCCUCUCGUGAAAUCAGUUUAUGCGGGAACGAUUCGUUUACCGCAGAAAUUGGUAAUUCAUGGUAUAAGUAUGCUAAGUGACUUUGUCUUGCCGAAACCAUGUUCUUGAGAUAUUCUUUAAACUCUCGCAACUAUUGGACAAAUAAUAUUUUCGCAUUUCGUAGUAAUGUUCACUAUUCACAGUGAGUGAUCAUCCGCAUUGAUCUUCGUGGAAAUGCAUAACGAUGAUGCCUUUAUCGGACAUUGAAGCCCAGAACUGUGACCUCUAAGCACUCUAAGGCAUUCUGCACACGAAGCGUAUCGUCAUAGACGAGUAUAAGUUUCGUCAUGCAGCGACGAUUCCUUUACGCCUUAAAAUCCGCAAACGAUUCGAUUUGCAAGCGGCAUGUGAUCGUCUUGUUUUAAAGUUUUCCAUGCUUUUACAGUAGUUGCAAAGAUGUUAAGUGAUGAAGAGGACUUACAUUUGUUAAAUUAUCUUCGCCACCGCAAAAAAAAGAAACAGAGGAAAUUUUGGGUGCAUCCUUGUAUCUACAAAAACUACAACAUAAGGUUAUUUAUUGCCGCCAAAGAGUUGUCAGAAGUCGGAAGAUGACUCUAAAUUCCACACAUUUUUCUGGAGUACUCUUGUUUGGGUAUUAUUAUAUAAACACUGAUAAUUUUCAAUCAGUUGGACAAAUUUUAAUAUUUGAUCCGCCAUUCUCAUUCUGUCAAAAAAGGUGAGCGACUGACAUCGUUGUACGCCUGGCGGCUUGAAGCUUGUAUGCAUUGACGAUUCCGCGCCGCUUACUCUUCGUGUACAGUAUUCCAUAAAGACACAAGUGAGCAGCACGAAAGCGUAUGCUUUUCGUACGUCGCAUCUAAUACGCGUCUAUGACGAUACGCUUCGUGUGCAUUAUGCCUAAGGUAUGAAGUGGUCAUAAUGAUUCAACUCUAUCCAAUAGCGACAGUUCUGAUCUCUCUUAGAUUUAUUAGAUCUCUUAGAUGUAACCGUUCUUUUAAAUCAACUGCAAGGUCAGUGUUUAUUUUCUUUUGGGAUUGUAUAAUGAUGCAUUUUGACUAACUGAAGCACUCAUUCCUUCACCUCUAUAUCGCGGGCGACUUAUGUCUUGAGUUUUCUCAGUUGAUCCGGUUGUCUCGAACAAUCGAAUCCAAUUUCUGAGAAUGAUAUUCUGCACGUGACAAAUGCUGAGCGCGAACUAUGGAAAUCAUCAUGAUGAAUCAUCAUCAUAUUGAAUCAUCAUUGAUGCAACUCCGUUUCUACUGAAUCUCCACGAAAUAGUGUCCGACGCUAACCAACCCGGAGCUCUCGCACUGUGCUGAGACAACCACAAUACAAAAACAAAACUUUCUCCCUCUGCUUUCGAUACCUUAAAUACCUUAAUUUAAAUGUAAAGUAUAAGUCCACACUUUUGAUUCUUACAACUUACGUUGGCGAAUUGGCGUUGCUUACAAUGACAUAUUUCCAACAAAAAAAAAAGAAAGCUGUUUAAUUUGGUAAAGCGGUACAUAAUAAUGAUUAUCCGAGUUUCACCAUUUUUAUAUAAGAUCAAGUGCAAUGUACAAGAUUUAAUUUUGAGUUCUUCCCGUUAACAUUAUUACAUCAUACGAAGUGAGUUCACGUAUACUCUUAUUAUAGAUCUAUAUAAUAUGACUAACUUUUAGUUGAAUAUUACAUAAAUUUUUUGGACAAUAGAUAUCGGUCAUUUUCCUCAUUUAUGUUAAUAAUAUAGUCCGUACAAUAUAGAUACCGUUGCACGUCAUUAUCUACGUCAGAGAUCUAAGUUGACAUUGUUGCCCAAUUACAAAAAAUUCUUGAAUUCAUUUUAUAUCAAAUAUAUCACAUAAUUAGCGCGAAGUGGAUUAUACGAUAAAACAAAUUAAUAUUCAAUAUAAAUAAAAAAAACAGAAAUAGAAAACAAGAAUUAAGUUAUAAUCUUACGUUAAAGUAAAUAAUAAAAACAAAUCUGUAAUGUCAAUACCGCAACUGUCAAAUAAAUGUUACCAAUUUAUGCCAAUUUAUACCUUUGUUCAAUCGCAGUUAGAGUGUAAUCCGAACAAGUGUGCUUUAUAAAAACGCUUUAUAUUCCACUUAUACAAAUUAAACGAAACAAGUUAGGGUAUAUUUCUUUAUAUUUAAAUUAAUAGAAAUCUUUCAAUAUUAUUUCUACGCGUAUAUAAUAAAAUAUGUCUAGUGGCUGUAAUUCCAGUGUACCCAGCUAAACGAUUCUAAAAAGGAACACACCUACGACUUAAAUAAUCGUGUGACGUCACGUGCUAUGACGCGGAUGACGUGCAACGGUAUCUAUAUUGUACGGACUGUAUUGAAUGUGUUAAGUGUUCACCAGGUUUUGCGUGGUAAAUUGAAAACAAAACGUGACUUUCUGUUAUGCAAGCCAUAUUUUUGUUGAAUUCAACAUUUUACUGGUCACCAUUUAUGAUUAGUUAACUAGUAAUUUGUUAUGUUGAAUUUGGUUAUGCGAUAUCCGAUAAGAACUUAGCUUCUCCGCCCUAGUGCGUCACUAUUGCAAGGGAAAUAUACCAUCGUAGAUGACAUUCUUGUAGACCGCCUAUGUCAAAAUCUGAGCCAAAUCGGACUUGUAAUUUUUUUUAUUUAUUUAGAAAAACAUACAAUCCACAUCAACCACGCAGGGUUAUUAGAGGAGUAGUAACGUACACAAGAAUUCGUUUUAUUAUAUUAAAUAGAUGUAUAUAAAAGUAAAUAUUUUAAAUAAUUUAAUACAUGUUCAGUGUUUAUGUUUAAAGUGAUUUUGAUGCCAUCUGGGAUUACAUAUUUUCUUCUUGUUUCUUCGUAGUACAUGUAAUCAAUCAGAAUAUAUGCUUUACGUCAAUCAGAAUAUGCUUUCUAGAGCGUUGUGAGGCAAGUCGUUAUUAGAAUGUAUAGUGUUGUUUUGCAUUCAGAUGUACAUACAUUUUGUUCAACAUUCUUUUAUAAGAAUAAAAGGUUUCCUGUAAGGUGAAAUGGUAAAAAACGGUAAAAAUAAAUAUUUUUAAUUACAUAUUUAAUUAUGUACCAGGAAAAAUACGGAAAUUUUGGGUUGAAACUCGGGUAAUUCCUUUUAAGUUAUGCUAUACUAAAAACUAUUAACAACUUUAGUGUUAUAACAAGUUUUAAUUUUUAAACUUUUGUAUAUUUUUCGAAAUCGUUUCCAUGUGAUUUAUUUAAGAAUACCAUAUGGAAUAUUACAACAUCUCGAUAAAAUGUAUUGUAUUUGUAUUAUGUUAUAUUAACAUUUAGUAAAAUAUAGUAGUCCGACCAAACAGCAUCUGCGUAGAUCUUGCUAGGUGGGUGAUUUUUAUUAAAAAUAUCUUGCUCUUCGGUCAGACUACUAAGAUCUGAAAUCAUCGCAAUAACUUUUAAUAACCUGAAAAAUUCCUAUCUUCGAUAUUAUGAUUUUAUACAAAUAUUGUUUAUUAUGUAAAGAUGUAUAUAUAAAUUUUUAUUAUGUUUAUUAUAGAGAAACUAUGCCAAAUGAGUAAAAGGAGAUAAUAGU
This is a messenger RNA of Diabrotica virgifera virgifera (western corn rootworm), 6897 nucleotides long. RefSeq names its product sorting nexin-29. The transcript has 10 exons. NCBI's taxonomy places the organism in Eukaryota, Metazoa, Arthropoda, Insecta, Coleoptera, Chrysomelidae. The record is from RefSeq and is a predicted model, not a curated record. Bases 310 to 2226 code for a protein of 638 amino acids. Gene Ontology annotation, molecular function: phosphatidylinositol binding.